CGAAUGCAAGCUUGCUGAUGGGUGCGUUGGCAUGAGGCCUGUCGUUUAGAGGAUCGUGCGGCGCUGCUAUUACCAGUGUGGUACUUGAUGCUUUAAUGUACAGAGUGCAAAUGUUUGUGUGCUCCUUGUAAAGAUUGGAGAGUGGCACUUUGGAACCGAAGCGGUGGAGUGUGAAUGAGAGUGGCGGCGUAGAGCCAUUCCCUGAAUUAUCAACAUCUUGUUGACAAUUUGUUCACACUCCAUUUUUGGUGGACUGCUUUGAAGUUACAACCAAUCGCAAAUAUGUUGAUGAGCAAGAGGCCCAAGAUUGCAGCGCUGGACGGAGACAUGAGUGCCAUCAUCAGCAGCAAAGGGCACAUUGGGUAUGGCACUACUGUUUCGUCUCCGACGUUCCAGCUAGAGCAGCCGUACACUAACGGUCUCAUUGGUGCCGCCUUCCCGGAGAAAUGUAUGGUCGGGUUUCGCGAUGUGAAUGCUCAGAGCGAGGAUCCUCUGAACUGGGGGAAGGUCGCUGCUGGGCUGGCGGGUAGCCACUUACAGGAGGUGAGGCAAAUGGUGACGGCCUUCUUCGAGUGCAGCGUUGUGGUGCUGGAAGGCGCCAGCUUGACCAUUGCGCAAGUGGCUGCCAUUGCGAGGAGGCCGGAGGUAAAAGUGGUGCUCGACGCUGACACUGCCAAAGAACGGGUGGACGAAAGCUCCGACUGGGUGCUGUCGUGUGCCUUGAAGGGCACUGACACUUACGGCGUCACCACGGGGUUUGGAGCGACUUCCCACCGCAGGACAAACCAGGUAGCCGAGCUGCAGUUCGAGCUUAUCCGGUUUCUGAACGCCGGAAUUGUGGGCAAGGGCGACGGCAACACGCUGCCAUCGCCUACCACUCGGGCUGCCAUGCUCGUUCGCACCAACACUCUAAUGCAGGGUUACUCCGGGAUCAGGUGGGAAAUUUUGGUGGCGAUAAGCAAGCUGCUGAACGCCAAUGUGACACCAAAGCUGCCGCUGAGAGGAACGAUCACUGCUUCAGGGGACUUGGUACCAUUGUCAUACAUUGCGGGAUGUUUGACAGGGCGGCAGAAUUCUAGAGCUUACACGGCGGAGGGGAAGGAGGUGACCUCUGAGGAAGCGCUGCGAAUCGCUGGGGUGGGAAAGCCAUUCCAGUUGGAGCCUAAGGAAGGACUUGCUCUCGUGAACGGGACUGCGGUUGGGUCAGCUCUGGCAUCCACUGUUUGCUUCGACGCGAAUGUGUUGGUCGUGAUGGCUGAGGUUCUGAGCGCGCUCUUCUGCGAGGUGAUGCAAGGGAAGCCGGAGUUUGCGGACCCUUUGACGCAUAAAUUGAAACAUCACCCUGGGCAGAUGGAGGCCGCGGCGAUGAUGGAGUGGGUACUGGAUGGAAGCUCCUACAUGAAAGCCGCCGCAGAAGCACAUGCCACAGAUCCGUUGAGUAAGCCCAAACAAGACCGCUACGCGUUGCGAACCUCCCCGCAGUGGCUCGGGCCCCACAUUGAGACAAUCCGAGCUGCGACGCACUCCAUUCAGAGGGAAAUCAACUCCGUAAACGAUAACCCCUUAAUUGACGUCUCCAGGGACAUGGCGCUACAUGGGGGUAAUUUCCAAGGCACCCCCAUCGGCGUGUCCAUGGACAACAUGCGCUUGUCGAUCGCUGGAAUCGGCAAGCUUAUGUUCGCACAAUUCUCUGAGCUCGUCAAUGACUUCUACAACAACGGCUUGCCUUCGAAUUUGAGUGGAGGUCCAAACCCCAGUCUGGACUAUGGCAUGAAAGGAGGCGAGAUUGCCAUGGCAUCCUACACCAGCGAGCUUCAAUACCUCGCUAACCCCGUUACCACACACGUCCAGAGCGCCGAGCAGCACAACCAGGACGUGAAUUCUCUGGGAUUAAUCUCUGCCCGCAAAACCGCUGAGGCCAUCGAAAUCCUGAAGCUUAUGACUUCCACCUACUUAGUCGCCCUCUGUCAAGCCAUCGACUUGCGCCACCUCGAGGAGACAAUGCAAGCAACCGUGAAGACCGUGGUGGCACAAGCUGCGAAGAAGACGCUUUUCCUGGGCACGAAUGGUGCUCUUCAAGUGGCCCGUUUCUGUGAGAAGGAACUCUUAAAAGUCGUCGAGCGCCAGCCAGUCUUCACAUACGUUGACGACCCGGCGAACACAAAAUAUCCAUUGAUGGAGAAGCUUAGACAAGUCCUGGUUGAGUAUUCUCUCAAGUAUAUCACUGAGAAGGACGACGGCUUGUCGAUUUUCAACAAGAUCCCUGCAUUUGAGGAAGAGGUGAAGACUCAAUUGCGGCUCGAGGUGGCUGCCGCGCGUGCAAGCUUCGAUAAUGGCGUAUCCCCGAUUCCUAACCGAGUGAUGGACUGCAGGUCGUAUCCUCUCUACCAGUUCGUAAGGUCUGAGCUCGGUACUGCUCUGCUCACUGGACAGAGCUCGCAGUCUCCCGGAACCGAUUUCGAGAAGGUUUACGAUGCGAUUUGCGAGGGAAGGCAUGUAGCGCAUUUGAUGAAGGUCUUGGAAGGCUGGUCAUGCGUGCCGGGGUCGUUGUGUGUAUAAAUUGCCAGAAUCUGGGUGACCCAACGAGGGAUUUGUGACGGUGAACGUGCACACAAGUCGAUGAUUCACGACUUGUGUGCUGCAGAGAGUAUUUGGAUCAUGCCAUUUUUUCGACCUCGUUUACUACACCGGUGGACAGAAGUUAAGAUAUUGUUGUGCAGAUAUGCAGAUUAGAAAAUUCUGGAUAUUACCACUAGACGUUCGUGGAGACCUUAGAGAAAGAAAAGCAACCCCAUUCUCCAGCCAUUCUAGUGGUGGACUAUUUACCAUCUUUGAGCCGCUUUCUCAACAUUGACAUAUAUGUAAUUCCAAUUUUAUAGUUAAAAAUCUGAUUUCUGAUAUGUAUUGAUUGGCC
Physcomitrium patens is the source of this 2914-nucleotide messenger RNA. Its product is annotated as phenylalanine ammonia-lyase 2. Gene Ontology annotation, biological process: L-phenylalanine catabolic process. NCBI's taxonomy places the organism in Eukaryota, Viridiplantae, Streptophyta, Bryopsida, Funariales, Funariaceae. Gene Ontology annotation, molecular function: ammonia-lyase activity. Gene Ontology annotation, cellular component: cytoplasm. The record is from RefSeq and is a predicted model, not a curated record.